This is a messenger RNA of Acipenser ruthenus (sterlet), 1593 nucleotides long. RefSeq names its product claudin-10-like. Bases 153 to 1079 code for a protein of 308 amino acids. The transcript has 5 exons. Lineage: Eukaryota; Metazoa; Chordata; Actinopteri; Acipenseriformes; Acipenseridae. Gene Ontology annotation, biological process: cell adhesion; bicellular tight junction assembly. Gene Ontology annotation, cellular component: plasma membrane; bicellular tight junction. The record is from RefSeq and is a predicted model, not a curated record. Gene Ontology annotation, molecular function: structural molecule activity.
GGAGUAGGAUCACAUCUCAGAUCUAUUGGUGAGUGUGGAGACUGGUCAGUUAUUUUUGUUGGGGUUGAGCGAUCAUCAGAUCCACCAUUCUACUGAAUGAAGGAUCUAAAAUAAACACCAACUUCAAUUUUUUUUAGACACUGCCUGUUAAAAUGAAUUCUGUGAACCUCGAGAUAAUUGCCUUGGUCGUCGAGUUUUGUGGCUGGGUCCUGGUAUGCUGUACCUUGCCUAUUGACUACUGGAAAUGGUCUUCACUCGAUGGCAACAUCAUUACCACUGCUGUCCUCUGGUCCAACCUCUGGAAGAGCUGCUUCACAGAUUCAGCUGGAGUUACUGAAUGCAGGGACUUGUCAAGCAUACUGGGACAGGAACGUUACAUCCAAGCAUGCAGAGGCCUCAUGAUUGGUUGUGUGGCACUGGGGGUUUUCGGAGCCAUGUUUGCUUUGUUUGGGAUGAGGUGUACAAGGAUUGGGGGAACAGACACCACCAAAUCUAAGAUUGCCUGUGUGGCAGGAGGCUGUUACAUAGUUGGAGGUUUGUGCUCUUUGAGUGCAUACUCACUAUAUGCAAACAGAAUAACUGCAAUAUUUGACCCUACUUAUACAGACCAAAAAUAUGAAUUGGGAAGCCCUUUGUUUAUUGGCUGGUCAGGCUCUGUACUCUGCUUUGUAGGUGGAUCAAUUUUCUGUUUAAUAAAUGGAAAAGAUUCUAAGCCAAAAAGGAAUAUUUACAGUUACACUGGAGGAUCAUCAUAUAUCACCGCCAACCCUAAAACUCAGAGGUCCAUGCUGGAGUAUAGAAGCCGAUCAAAAGACCCUAAAACUCAGAGGUCCAUGCGGGAGUAUAGAAGCCAAUCAAAAGACCCUAAAACUCAGAGGUCCAUGCGGGAGUAUAGAAGCCAAUCAAAAGACCCUAAAACUCAGAGGUCCAUGCGGGAGUAUAGAAGCCAAUCAAAAGACCCUAAAACUCAGAGGUCCAUGCUGGAGUAUAGAAGCCAAUCAAAAGACCCUAAAACUCAGAGGUCCAUGCUGGAGUAUAGAAGCCAAUCAAAAGACUUUGACAGAGAUGCUUACGUUUAACAGAAAGAAAAGACAGUUGAAUUGGAGUGUAGUUACUGUUCUUGCGUUCAUACUUGCCAACAGACUUUGUACACGGCAGCAAAGAUCACUCUUCAUUAAUGAGUGCACUAUUGUUAAACAUUUGCAGUAUGUCGGGUUUUGUAGUUACAAAUGACAAUGUUUGUGAGAGCACACAGGGCGAGAUUUCCAGAGCUAUUUACAGGAAUUCAAACAAUCCAGACAUUUGAUUUAGGGUUAUAUAAAUUGUAGUAUACUGUAUGUGAUAGAUACAAUAUCAAGUAGUGUACUUUUACUGUGGGUUUUUGUGAUAAUUACUUUUUUAUGUAUAUAUUGUUUGUAAUUGUCUUUUAUAAAUAUCCAAUUUUAUUUAAAGUGUUCUGUGUGUUGCCAUGUUACUGUGAGAACAGUAAAUAGGGAAUACCUAGAGUACAGUAAAAUAUUUAUUUCUCCUUUAGUUUAAAAAAUUAUCUCUCUUUAAAAUUACUUAUUUUCCAAUAAAAAAUACAUAGCAGUA